Molecule: messenger RNA, 1071 nt
Organism: Filobasidium floriforme
Lineage: Eukaryota; Fungi; Basidiomycota; Tremellomycetes; Filobasidiales; Filobasidiaceae
Exons: 4
Coding region: 1-1071 (356 amino acids)
Source: RefSeq, a predicted model, not a curated record
AUGUUUGUUUGGAUGUACAACGACCCAGCUCCCAGGCAAAAGCUGCAAUCCAACGCCUACCCGGAUAUCUUCCCCUACUCCCCUGCUUCCCCGCUUUCCGAACCUACCGUACCGAAACAACCGAUCGAGCGUUCGAAACAAAAGAGACCGCACCAGCCGCUCGGAGCUUCGGACUCGUUUCGGUUCGAUCGAGCGCUCGCCAAUGAGAUGACGACGAUACGAAAGCCAUGCUACCAUUCCCAGAUCUCCCCCAGGGCGCAGGGCUUUCGCUGCGCACGCACACAGGGUCGUAUGUCGUCGGAGGCUUCCCGGCGCAUAUGGGUUUGCGUCUCACCAGAUUCAAAGUCGUACAGCCGCAGUCCAGGUGAUCGGGGCAACGCAUUUGCGAGCUUGCCAUUCGUCCGGUCCGGGGCGGUCACGAGGAAGUCAGGGGGUCAGACAGUCAGGCGACUGCGAGGAUCAGUUUCGAACGAAGCUCUGUUUCCAGGCGAGAAGUGGCAAGGUUUCAUCGACGGGGGACGUGGCGUACUGUAUCCAACCGAAACUCGCUACUGUGGCGAACUCAAACAUCAACAUCACAUGUCUGACACAGCGCGAGCACAGCUGAUCCAAAAUCGACGACGUCGCUCAAUGAGAUCCCAGAUCGACCGCCCUCCUCCUCCCCAAGACGGGAAAAGAAAGGGUGAUCGACCUGGGCCUCUCAGUUUGUCCAGCAAAAACUGGAUCUCCGCUCUAUCCCAAUCCCCAUGCUGCGAUCAACAGGCUUUCCGAAAGAGCCUACCCGGCCCGCUCACUCGAAGAGACGGAGACCAGGCGAGGUCGAUCGUACUUGCCAGCAAUGCCGGAGCAAAAGGGAAAGGGAGUGAUUCGUAUUGUACGAGGGAUGGCGAGCGGAGGACUAUAUACCUGGACCGAAACCCGAUUGCGUAUAACCUUGCUCCGUCUCUCUACGUUCAGAAUUCCCGAUUCACAUACCGCGCGAGAGAGGUUGCUAGACAAAAGCGUCUGAGCGACCUCCACCUGAAGCGUUCCGAUAGCCCUGCUUGCGAACAGGGAGGAAGCACGUCAUAG